Molecule: messenger RNA, 1520 nt
Organism: Daktulosphaira vitifoliae (grape phylloxera)
Lineage: Eukaryota; Metazoa; Arthropoda; Insecta; Hemiptera; Phylloxeridae
Product: 3-oxoacyl-[acyl-carrier-protein] synthase, mitochondrial
Exons: 1
Coding region: 215-1462 (415 amino acids)
Biological process (GO): fatty acid biosynthetic process
Molecular function (GO): 3-oxoacyl-[acyl-carrier-protein] synthase activity
Source: RefSeq, a predicted model, not a curated record
CUAGCGGUGUAAACUUUUCGGUUAGCGAUAAGCAGAGUUAUAUCAUAGGACAGAUAUAUAAUAAUUGUUUUAUUAUAUAUCUGUGCGUGAUAUUGUAAUGCAUUCACAUUAAUAUAAAAGUAAUAAUAUAAAUCAAAACACUUUUUAAAAUGUAAUAUUACAUUUUAAUGAAAUAUUUUAUGACUACAAUACAUUCAUGCCGUGAAAUAUUUUCAUGAAGAAAAGAGUUGUUAUUACGGGUUUGGGUGCUAUUUGCCCAGCCGGUGCUAGUAAAAGUUCUUCUUGGAAAAACGUUUUAUUAGGGAAAUCGUUUGUACAAAAAUUAGAUAGUAGUCUUUAUAAAAAUAUUCCAACGAAAAUAGCAGCAACACUAGAUGGUAUCAGUGUACCAGAGUUAAUACCUAAACAUAAAGUUCGUUCAAUGGCACCAUCAACCCGUCUUGCUUUAUUGGCUACUCAUGAAGCUGUCAAUGACUCUAAAUUAUUUGAAAAAAAUGUUGAUAAAGAAAACAUUGGUGUUAGUGUAGGAGUAGGCAUGGUAGAUUUAAAAGAUGUUUGUCAAAUGGCAGAAACCCUACAGUCCAGUUACAGUCGAGUAAGCCCUUAUUUUGUACCACGCAUACUGCUUAAUAUGGCAGCAGGGCAAAUAAGUAUGGAAUAUGGUAUUCAGGGACCUAAUCAUGCGGUAUCAACAGCCUGUGCAACAGGUGCUCAUGCCAUUGGUGAUGGCUUCCGAUUAAUUCAACAUGGUGAAGCUAUAGCUAUGAUUUGUGGAGCUGCAGAAUCAUGUAUAAGUCCUUUAUCUAUAGCCUCUUUUUGUAGAUUACGAGCAUUGUCUACUCAAAAUCACACACCAGAAUUAGCAUCGAGACCUUUUGAUAAUAAAAGAGAUGGUUUUGUAAUUGGUGAAGGUUCUGCCAUAUUAAUAUUAGAAGAAUUAGAACAUGCCCUUAAAAGAAAUGCUAAAAUUUAUGGAGAAAUUAUUGGUUAUGGUAUGUCUGGAGAUGCAGCACACUUAACAGCACCAUCUGAAAAUGGUCAGGGUGCCUAUUUAGCUAUGAAAAGAUCACUUAAUGAUGCAAAAAUUGAUGUAUCUCAAGUCACAUAUAUUAAUGCCCAUGCUACAUCAACUCCAGUUGGUGAUUCUAUAGAAUUAACAUCAAUAAACAGGCUAUUUGGUGAACAUAGUAAAAAUGUAUAUGUAUCUUCUACAAAAGGAACCCAUGGUCAUUUAUUAGGAUCUGCUGGAAAUUUGGAAAGUGUUUUUACAAUCCUGGCUUGUCAUGAAGGUAUUAUACCACCAACAGCUAAUUUAACAGAUAUUUGUGUAGAAGCUAAAGAUUUAAUUUGUAUAACUCAAAAUUCAGUUAAAUGGAGAGAAACAAAAAGAUAUGCUUUAAAAAAUGCAUUUGGUUUUGGAGGCACUAAUGCAAGUCUUUGUUUUACCAAUUAUGUAGCAUAAUGUUAUUUAAAAAAGUUUAAAUUUAUUUUUCAUUAUAUCAACUGUAGGGAUCACAGAA